AUGUUACAAGAUCCUCCGGGCAGUGCUAACUAUCAUCAUCGCAAAAGAUCUUUCGACCUGGCCAACGGUUGCCCUCCACCACGACCCUCUACCCGACAUGGUUCGAUUUCUUCAGUCUCGCCCAUAGACUAUCUAACCCCCGACCCCUCCACAACAUCCGCGAAGAAACGACGACCGCCGUUGCCACGAUCUUCGAAUAUGCCCAUCGGAGUUGGCUCGAUCAUGUCCACGCCUUUCCCAUCGUUCAUGACAGUGGUUGGGGAAACAGGCACAAGCAUAUCAAAGGAUAUGGACGAGUUGCCUUUACCAGAUUCAAUACAAAGCGAGACCCAAAUACUCAUCACCGACGCGAAACCUCAUUCUACGUCUCUUCAGCCCACACGUUCACACCGCGAUAGUGUUACCUCCAUGACAACGACGUCCACAGAAUCCUCACCCACCACCACGAAUUCCACCUUUGACUCUCCCUUGCUGACGGAUUCGUCACCUUCUUCGUCGCCAGAGUCAGCAACUUCCAUGCCUCCCGUAUCACCAUUCGGAAAUAUAAUGGCAAGACCUCUACCAGAACAGCACUACGACCACCCUCAGGCGCAGAAACAACCUGCCAAUAUAAUGUCGACUGCCCCGUCAAUACCGCCGUCCACGCUCAUAGACAGCUCGAAGAACGUCAAGAAUUUGUCGCUGAAUAUGAACGCAGUAUCUCUGCCUCGACCUGCAACAGCACCUGGCAUGGAAACUUCCCACGCCUUUUCCGCGCCUACCUCGCCGUUGAAAGAUACACCUAGAACGGGGCGUAAAAAGCCUACGAACCUGACCAUCAGAACCCCUGGUUUUCAGCAACUUGCAUUCUCACGGGCACUGGAUGUCCCACCAACGCCAAGUUCAAGGCCAUCUCUACAUCACAUGCAAUCAACACCUUCACUAGCUACGCUUGCCUCCCCGAACAAGACCUCCUCCCAAGGACUUUCUCUGCACUUGCCAACAGGUGGUUCUGUCUAUUCUGUUUCUGGCUCUGAUUCAAGCAAUUCUGCUCUUUCUGGGACGAACGCCCUCCCUGACUUGAAGGAGGAAGAUGAGUUUCACCCUCAGAGAUCACAGGAAACUCAAGAAAAGGGAUAUCCAAAUGGACCAGUGCGCAUCUAUGAUAGUGGUGUGUAUCUGUACCUCGAGCCCACGGCGGAAGAGGCAAGCAAUUUCGAUACAGUCAUCAACGUGGCGAAGGAGAUCAAAAAUCCAUUCGAAGUGGAGGCUCCAGCCCGUACGAUGUCUGAACCUCAGACAGCUAUCUCAGAAAUGUCAUUCAAAUCAGCCUGGGAGUGGCCACAGACAAGUGGGUCGCAAACGCCCACCACACCGAGACCGAUUUCAUUCUUGCAGAAGAAGCAACCUGAAUAUUUGCAUGUGCCCUGGGAUCAUAAUUCUGAGAUAUUGGAGGACCUGUACACUUUGUGCCGAAUCAUCGACGAGCGUGUGCAGGCUGGCAAAAAGGUCCUGGUUCAUUGUCAAUUGGGUGUAUCUCGGUCGGCUUCGCUGGUGAUUGCUUAUGGUCUCUACAAAGGAUACCAGCCGGAUUUCCAUUCGAUGUAUAUGUCCGUGAAAGAACGAAGUCAAUGGGUUGGGCCGAACAUGAGCUUGAUCUAUCAACUGGCAGACUUUCGAUCGAAAGUGGCCAAAGGGAUUUAUGGCGACCACACCUUCAACCCCCAGCCAAAUUGGUGGAAACUCCACGAGUCAUCCUCACCGGUUAUGGAUACACCUGUUGCAAAGAGACCAGCACAGGAGCUACCUGCGCGUCCGUGGGAGAAGCCAACCGCAGGCCCAGCCACGACCAAGCCGGCGGACGAUGCUCCAGCUCCGACCAGAUCUUCUUUACGAUUGAACAAAGCACUUCCACCGGUCCCUCUCUUUCCCAAGAAUGACCCAAUGGAUAACAUCGAAACACCCAUAAAGUUGAGUCAGAUACUGGGCAAGAUAGCCACACCUCCGAAACCGGAAGCUCCGACCCUGGCAGCCACCAAUCCAGAAUUACGCAGUCUUUCUCCAAGCGAGUCGCCGAGGCCUCUACCAUUCAGAGAACGAUUCGAUGACACAACGUCGGGUCCGUCCUCGCCAGAACCUAGCAAGACUCCCAGACUAGGUUUGAUCACAGGCUCGCCGAUGAUGGACCUUGCUGCGCAAGAUGUCCCAGAAACCCCAUCUCUCUUUUCACCGCGAGCAACAGAAUUUAUGGCUUCACCAUUUGGGAUUACGACAGCAGGAGACCUGGCUGUGUCUAACAAGACACCCAAGCCGGCGAGGACGAUGGGUCUGCUACUCCCGCACCACGUUUUCGGAUCUUCCACCGAAUCAGCAGGCGACCAGAUUCCCACAGCGUUCGAUCCGAGAAGUCCGCACCAACAAGGCGAAGCCCCCGAAAUAUUGAGAAACAUUGAUGAUUUUUUAUAA
Exophiala oligosperma is the source of this 2445-nucleotide messenger RNA. RefSeq lists its product as uncharacterized. The transcript has a single exon. Bases 1 to 2445 code for a protein of 814 amino acids. Gene Ontology annotation, biological process: protein dephosphorylation; negative regulation of MAPK cascade. NCBI's taxonomy places the organism in Eukaryota, Fungi, Ascomycota, Eurotiomycetes, Chaetothyriales, Herpotrichiellaceae. Gene Ontology annotation, molecular function: MAP kinase tyrosine/serine/threonine phosphatase activity; protein tyrosine/threonine phosphatase activity. The record is from RefSeq and is a predicted model, not a curated record. Gene Ontology annotation, cellular component: nucleus; cytoplasm; cytosol.